Messenger RNA from Cladophialophora psammophila CBS 110553, 351 nucleotides. RefSeq lists its product as uncharacterized. Gene Ontology annotation, molecular function: oxidoreductase activity. The record is from RefSeq and is a predicted model, not a curated record. NCBI's taxonomy places the organism in Eukaryota, Fungi, Ascomycota, Eurotiomycetes, Chaetothyriales, Herpotrichiellaceae. Bases 1 to 351 code for a protein of 116 amino acids. The transcript has 2 exons.
AUGGCCGAAAAAAUCGUCUGCGUCGUCGCCUACCCGUCGACCACAAAAGAGGGCAAGCCCGCCCGCUUCGACAUGGACUAUUAUCUGAAAACGCACAUGCGCGAGAUCAUCGACCGCGACUGGAAGCCGUUCGGCAUGGGCAAGUGGACGGUCGCGUCUUUCAAGGCCGAAGACUCGCUCGACAACAAGCCGCCGCCGUACAUGGUCACGGCGACUAUCGAGUGGGACAAGGUCGAGGAUUUGAAGGAGGCGCUCGCUAAGGGGAGCGAGGUGUCCGGCAAGGAUGUCGCGAAUUAUACUGAUGUGUAUCCCGAGAUUUGGAUUAGUAAGGUCACCGGGACGAGUUCGUGA